Molecule: messenger RNA, 1834 nt
Organism: Zingiber officinale
Lineage: Eukaryota; Viridiplantae; Streptophyta; Magnoliopsida; Zingiberales; Zingiberaceae
Product: alpha/beta hydrolase domain-containing protein 17C-like
Exons: 5
Coding region: 472-1356 (294 amino acids)
Source: RefSeq, a predicted model, not a curated record
GCUGAGUCGCCACCUGCUAAGUCCAAUCCCAUCGAACUAAACAUUAUCUAAAUCCAUCGUUCGAUCAUCGUAACCACCACCGCCACGAAGAAGAAGAACGACAAGAACGAGGAGGAGGAAAAGGUCCUCCUUUGAAUCGCCGACGCAUCUCCCCUCCCUACCUUUGACCCAAUCGCAAACCUCCGCUUCCCCAUCACCCACCUCCAGAUGCGUGCAAGCUCCCACUUUGAUGAAGGAGACGAGGCAGGAUCGGAUCGGGUCGGGAGAGAGUGGAAUUUAAUCCAUAGCAAGCCACCAUCUCGCACCAGGUUUCCUUCUUCUUCUUCUUCUUCUCUCUCCUUUCUCUCAUUCUGAAAUUAGCGGCGAGGCGGCGCCGAAAGAAGGGAAGAAGAAAGAAAAGAAGAGGAAGAAAAGGGGGAGGAAGAUUGUGCUGUUGAUUUGAACAAAGGUGGGAGUUUUAGGGAGGGGGAGAUGGGGAACGUGACGUCGUCGGUGGCGGCGCGGUUCGCGUUCUUCCCGCCGGAGCCGGCGACUUAUGAGGUGUUCCCGGAGAGGGGUGGAGAGGAGGGACGGCUUCGCCUGUCCGGGCUGGCGCCGGAGAAGAACGUGGAGGUGCGUGUGGUGGAGACCAAGGCCGGGAACAGGGUGGUGGCCACCUUUUGGCGCCACCCCGCCGCGCGCUUCACUCUGCUCUACUCCCACGGCAACGCCGCCGACCUCGGUCAGAUGCUUGACCUUUUCCACGAGCUCCGCGCCCACCUCCGCGUCAACAUCAUGAGUUAUGAUUACUCGGGUUAUGGAGCGUCUACGGGGAAGCCAUCUGAAUUCAAUACCUACUGCGAUAUAGAAGCCGUGUAUGAUUUCUUGAAGAAAGAGUAUGGCGUAAAACAAGAGGAGCUCAUCUUAUAUGGUCAGUCUGUUGGCAGCGGGCCAACAUUGCACCUUGCUUCGCAAUUACAUAAUCUGCGAGGUGUUGUCCUCCACAGCGCAAUCCUCUCGGGCAUACGAGUUCUGUAUCCUGUAAAAGUGACAUUCUGGUUUGAUAUCUUUAAAAAUAUUGACAAAAUUCGAUUGGUCAACUGCCCAGUUUUUGUCAUACAUGGAACUGCAGAUGAUAUUGUCAACUGGACUCAUGGUAAACGCUUGUGGGAACUUUCGAAAGAAAAGUAUGAUCCAUUGUGGAUCAAGGGUGGUGGUCAUUGCAAUUUAGAGACUUACCCCGAAUACAUCAAACACCUAAAGAAAUUUAUCAGUGCGAUGGAGAAACUCUCCGCGAAACAAGCCAAACAAAGCAGUCAGCCCCCAUCGGCCAUUACAGAAGUGAAACACAACAAGUGUUUGCGAUUCAGGAAGUGAUGCUUUUACUAACAAUUCAAGAGAUUCGUUUGCAAGCCGUGCCUUAGUUCCCUGAACAGUUCUUGUGGAUACAACUGGUUUCUGGUGGCACCUUUCUUGGGCGAUAUGAUCAGUUGGAAAACAAGAGCAAGAUCUACAUGGAAUGUUAGUACAGAUAUGAUCCGUCUAAGGUGCAGCACAGAACUAGGAGAUUUUGCUUUACCAAGCCAUGAUCGACAUAGCAGAGAAAGAUUGUGCUUCAUCUUUAGGUUGACAGACAAGAGAUGACGCACAGGAUAAGGAUCCCGGUGAUCGAUAGAUAGAUAGAUUCGUAGAAAACUAUUGCCAUUUGUGUAUGGAAGUUGAACAAUAUGUACCUCAUCUAGAGAUAGCAUCGGCCAUUUCUUUGAUGUUAUUCUUCUGUUUGCGUCUAAACUGAACAUGGAUACUAAAAUCCACCGUCUUUGAAUGUAAAUUUUAUACAAAUUCGUUUGCGGAA